CAGAGGGAGGGAAGUGAGAGACCAGUCUUUUGGAUUUCUCAUUAAUUCAGUGUGGCCCUCUCUUUCAGUUUUUUUUUAAAGCCCGCCCACUGACCAUUAUCAGCUCAGGCCUUAUAUAUGCAGCCUGUCGCUGUUGUUUGUGAGUACACUUUCCAGAGCUCAAACCCACAGCCGGACCGCAACACUGCCACCACCAUGAGAGAGUUCAAGAGCAAGGACUUCUGGAGGGCCGUUCUGGCCGAGCUGGUUGGCAUGACCCUUUUCAUCUUCCUCAGCAUCUCCACAGCUAUUGGGAACGCCAACAACACCAACCCAGACCAGGAAGUCAAGGUGUCACUGGCCUUCGGAUUGGCAAUCGCCACGUUGGCUCAGAGUUUAGGCCACAUCAGCGGAGCCCAUCUGAAUCCCGCGGUCACCCUCGGGAUGCUCGCCAGCUGCCAGAUCAGCGUGUUCAAGGCGGUCAUGUACAUUGUGGCCCAGAUGCUGGGUUCAGCCCUGGCCAGUGGCAUUGUGUAUGGAACACGUCCAGAAACUACUGGUGGACUGGGGCUCAACACUCUCGCUGGUGUCACUCCCAGCCAAGGCGUGGGCAUCGAGCUCCUGGCAACCUUCCAGCUGGUGCUGUGUGUCAUUGCAGUCACUGAUAAAAGGCGGCGUGAUGUCACUGGCUCGGCACCCUUGGCCAUUGGCCUCUCGGUCUGCCUGGGACACUUGGCAGCGAUCAGCUACACAGGCUGCGGCAUCAAUCCCGCUCGCUCCUUUGGUCCGGCUUUGAUCCUGAACAAUUUCACGAACCACUGGGUGUACUGGGUGGGGCCGAUGUGCGGCGGCGUGGCGGCGGCUCUCACGUACGAUUUCCUGCUGUCCCCCAAAUUCGAUGACUUCCCCGAGCGUAUGAAGGUCCUGGUCAGCGGCCCGGUGGGUGACUACGACGUUAACGGCGGCAACGACGCUACAGCUGUGGAGAUGACGUCAAAAUAGUCCCAUGCGGACAUAAGCCACUUAGUUUCAUUGUACAUGUCUAUACUCCUGUAAAAAAUUCAAAAAAAAAGAAGAAAGCUAUUGAAUUUAGCGUAGGAAGUCAGUGUUUUUCGUGCUGUUGUGAAAUACCAAUGAGGAGUGCGGUAAUGGGUCAGUUAGUGUCUCUUUUUCUAAUUCACUCCUGUUCUUUUGACCCCCCACACACAACACAGCUCGGGCAUACAAGUUCGAUGUUGUAACGAUGUUGGCAAGUUUGUUGAAAUUUUUGUCCCAUAUCAGUAUUCUAUGAUGAGCCAUUUUGGGGUUUUUUUUUGUUUUUUUUGUAUACUUUGUGUGCCUGUAUCACUUUUUAUUUUCUGAUGGAUAAUGUAUUGUGUGUGCACUAUUGAAAUGUCUCUCACUUUUUUUAAGUAAAUAAAACACUCGCUGUUAACAGAU
Acanthopagrus latus (yellowfin seabream) is the source of this 1419-nucleotide messenger RNA. Its product is annotated as aquaporin-1-like. Bases 118 to 981 code for a protein of 287 amino acids. Gene Ontology annotation, cellular component: membrane. The transcript is spliced from 4 exons. The record is from RefSeq and is a predicted model, not a curated record. Gene Ontology annotation, biological process: carbon dioxide transmembrane transport; hyperosmotic response; renal water transport. Gene Ontology annotation, molecular function: carbon dioxide transmembrane transporter activity; water channel activity; glycerol transmembrane transporter activity. NCBI's taxonomy places the organism in Eukaryota, Metazoa, Chordata, Actinopteri, Spariformes, Sparidae.